Messenger RNA from Oppiella nova, 522 nucleotides. The record is from the annotation of a GenBank genome assembly. NCBI's taxonomy places the organism in Eukaryota, Metazoa, Arthropoda, Arachnida, Sarcoptiformes, Oppiidae.
CAGGGGUUGCCCUUUAAAUUGAAGCUAACGCUAACGGAUGUGAAUACAUGUGAGCCGUUGUCCAACAUAUCGGUCGACAUCUGGCAGUGCGAUGCCGGCGGACACUAUUCAGGUGUCGGUGACGGACAGCCCAUUGAGUCAGACAAAGGCACGUUCCUCAGGGGUAUUCAGAUGACCGAUAAUAAUGGAAAGACAGAGUUCAUGACUAUAUUCCCCGGGUGGUACUCCCCGCGGACAACACACAUCCACAUCCAGAGUCAUUUGGGCGGUCGUACCCUACAUACGGGUCAGUUGUACUUCUCGGAAAAACUGGUCUCACGAAUCGCUCGCUCCUAUCCGUACAAUAACACCAAAACUCGGCGACAAACUAACGAAGAAGACUGGCUGUUCAGGGACUUCAAGGGAUCCGAGUCUGUGGUCAAGAGGAUUAAGACAAUGAGAGGCAACCGGAUUGGCAACGGAUUGGUCGGAGAAAUAGUGAUCGGUUUGGAUCCAAACGAAGACUCAAAACAAGCGCACCAU